Cavia porcellus (domestic guinea pig) is the source of this 3384-nucleotide messenger RNA. RefSeq names its product cell division cycle 7 (gene Cdc7). NCBI's taxonomy places the organism in Eukaryota, Metazoa, Chordata, Mammalia, Rodentia, Caviidae. The record is from RefSeq and is a predicted model, not a curated record. Gene Ontology annotation, biological process: mitotic DNA damage checkpoint signaling; protein phosphorylation. Gene Ontology annotation, cellular component: nucleus. Gene Ontology annotation, molecular function: ATP binding; protein serine/threonine kinase activity. The transcript has 12 exons. The coding region runs from base 190 to 2010 and encodes 606 amino acids.
AAUCGAGACUUCAGUUUUGUCGCAAUGGAGUUUAUCCCUUUUACCUUCCCUCCCCUUCAGAUCCCUCCGACCUCAGGCGGGAAAGUCGCGCGCCUGCGCACUAAGAAUCCCGUUCUGUUUAGGAUCGGAUGGCGGAGUGUCCCGUCCUCCUGAACCCGAGACCCGCGCUCGCUGAAAGGUUGUUUUGUGAUGGAGGCGUCUUUGGGGAUUCAAAUGGACGAGCCAAUGGCUUUUUCUCCUGUGUGCGACCAAUUUCAGGCUGAUGAUUCUAUAAAAAAAUGUGAGCAGAAUUUUAAGCUUUCAGGUGUUAAAAAAGACAUUGAGAAACUUUAUGAAGCUGUUCCACAGCUUAGUAGUGUGUUUAAAAUUAAGGACAAAAUUGGAGAAGGUACUUUCAGCUCAGUGUAUUUGGCCACAGCACAGUUACAAGUAGGACCUGAUGAAAAAAUUGCUCUCAAACACUUAAUUCCAACAAGUCAUCCCAUAAGAAUUGCAGCUGAGCUACAGUGUCUCACAGUGGCUGGGGGGCAAGACAAUGUCAUGGGAGUUAAAUACUGCUUUAGGAAAAAUGAUCAUGUGGUUAUUGCUAUGCCAUAUCUGGAGCAUGAGUCUUUUUUGGACAUUUUGAAUUCUCUUUCCUUUCAAGAAGUACGGGAAUAUAUGUUUAAUCUUUUCAAAGCUUUGAAACGCAUUCAUCAGUUUGGAAUUGUUCACCGUGAUGUUAAACCCAGUAACUUUUUAUAUAAUAGACGCCUAAAAAAGUACGCGUUGGUAGACUUUGGUUUGGCCCAAGGAACCCAUGAUACAAAAAUAGAGCUUCUCAAAUUGGUCCAGUCUGAAGCUGAGCAAGAAUGUUGUCCACAAAACAAGUCUCACAUAGUCAUUGGAGGCAAGAUCUCAUUGAGUGGCCCAGCAUAUAAGGAGCAGAAUCUGCACACUACCAUGAAAAAUAAGGAGCAGAAUCUGCACUCUACCACGAAAAAUAAGGAGCAGAAUCUGCACUCUACCAUGAAAAAUAAGGAGCAGAAUCUACACUCUACCACGAAAACUUCUGUCAAAAGACCCUACACAAAUACACAAAUUCAGAUUAAACAAGGAAAAGAUGGAAAGGAGGGAUCUGUAGGCCUUUCUGCCCAGCGCUCUGUUUUUGGAGAAAGAAAUUUCAAUAUACACAGCUCCAUUUCACAUGAGAGCCCUGCAGUGAAACUCAUAAAGCAGUCAAAGACUAUGGAUGUAAUAUCAAGAAAGUUAGCAACAAAAAAGAAGGCUAUUUCUACAAAAGUUAUGAAUAGUGGUGUGGUAAAGAAGACUGUCAGCUCUUGCCCAGCCAGCCUGACCUGUGACUGCUAUGCAACAGAUAAAGUUUGCAGUAUUUGCCUUUCAAGGCGUCAGCAAGUUGCCCCUAGGGCAGGUACACCAGGAUUCAGAGCACCAGAGGUCUUGACAAAAUGCCCGAAUCAGUCUACAGCAAUUGACAUGUGGUCUGCAGGUGUCAUUUUCCUUUCUCUGCUAAGUGGGCGAUAUCCAUUUUAUAAAGCAAGUGAUGAUUUAACUGCUUUGGCUCAAAUUAUGACAAUUCGAGGAUCCAGGGAAACUAUCCAGGCUGCUAAAACUUUUGGUAAAUCAAUACUAUGUAGCAAAGAAGUCCCAGCUCAAAACUUGAGGAAACUCUGUGAGAGACUCAGGAGUCAAGGGUCUGACACUCCCAAAUUAGCAAGUGAUAUCCAGAGAUGUCCUUCUCAUGAUUCAACUUUUUCAGAUAAGACUGACCAUAAAGCUUCUUACGUCAUUCAAAGAUCUCAAGUACAACCCUCAAGAGAUUCAUUAUAUAAAGGAGAUAAUGGGUGUGAGAAACAUUUUAAUGAGAAUAAGACCAGUGUAGAAGGCUGGGAUGAGGUACCUGAUGAAGCUUAUGAUCUUCUGGAUAAACUUCUAGAUCUAAAUCCAGCUUCAAGAAUAACAGCAGAAGAAGCUUUGUUACAUCCAUUUUUUAAAGAUAUGAGCUUGUGAUGAUGGUUCUUCAUUUAAUGUUUGUUUGUUUGAUGUAUAAACAAUAGAAAUUUAUUUGGCUCACAGUUUUGGAAGUUGGGAAGUCCAAGAGCGUGGUACUCAUCACAGCUGGCAAGGCUCAUCCAUAGCAGAAGGCAGAAGGACAGGGUAGCACAUGAGACAGAGAUUCAUUUAAUGAUAUUGUAUAUAGAGAGGCAGAGUGAAAGAGUCCUUUGUAAUAGCCAUAAAUUCUUAUUUAAAGAAUAAGGAAGGGUGAAUGUUUUAAAAUCUUAGUAUUUGUCCUGGUGACAGACUGUAAAAUAUAGAUUUAAAAUUACUUGAAAUGCCUCAAAGAGUUCUUUCAGCUAACUACAUGACAUGGAGUUGAAGUCAACCAAGUAGAAUCAGAUCUUUAGCCAUAGGCAAAAGAGGGAACAAUUUUACUUUGGGCCAUGGGUUCAAGUUAUCAGGUUAAUGUAUGUGAUAGGGGUUAAAUGAGUCAGAAAACUUAGUUUCCUGCUGCCUUAAGGUAUGAGCCACCUUUGAAAAAUUCAUACUGAUGCUAAUACUCAAAAUUCUUUUCAAGUUAAAUAAUAACUUCUUCUGGAGAUACACAUGCCUUUUAUAAACAGGAAAUGUUUGUGGGGCAAAAUAUCACUUGAAAUUGUAUUUAAUUUAUUCAUUUAAAAAAUACUUCGUGAAACACUUUUUUCAUUAAUUGUCAUGUUUUCUUUCUUUCUUUUUUUCCCCCUUCUCUGCCCCUACCUAACAUUCUCCUUGGAAUUGAUAUGGUACCAUAAAUUUCUGGGUGCUUUACUAAGUGUAAUGUGUUUACAGUUGAGAAUUUAAAAUAAUAAGACACACUAGUUGAUAAAGGGAAGCAUUCAAGAGCAAGGUGAAUAUUAUUUAUGUUUCCCACAAUAUCUUAGCUAUAAUUAGGUAACUGCUAAAGGGAAAAGUGAACAUAGAGUUAAGAACUUUACUGGUGAUACUUUUUACCUAGAGCCAUUCAGAUUUCUACAGCUGUUUUAACUUAAAUGGUUUGGGAAGACAUAAAUGAAGGAUGCAGAGUAGAAAAGGACCUAGUGUAGAAGUUGAUGUUAUUGACAUUCCAAAAUGGUCCAUGACAGUAUAUCACACUUCUAUGCAAAGUAAGUCUGAGAGAAGUUUCUCACUUAGCAGUUAAAGACUAUAAACAUUGACUUUGUUAUUUUGAGCCUUGAUAUGUCAGUAUGCCUACCUAAUGUUUGGUAAUUGUAAUUUAAUAUGUGUGUGCAUGUGCACAAUUGCCAUUGAUUUGAUGUCUUAUGCUGUAAUUUUUUAAAAAUUUUGAAUGUUCUCUAAUUUGUAUGUUUAAUAAAAUUAUAUGUCAACUAUUCAUUUAAAAAAUGAUAA